Mesitornis unicolor (brown roatelo) is the source of this 608-nucleotide messenger RNA. It is a transcript of the gene NDUFB8, whose product is annotated as NADH dehydrogenase (ubiquinone) 1 beta subcomplex, 8, 19kDa. NCBI's taxonomy places the organism in Eukaryota, Metazoa, Chordata, Aves, Mesitornithiformes, Mesitornithidae. Bases 4 to 471 code for a protein of 155 amino acids. The transcript has 4 exons. The record is from RefSeq and is a predicted model, not a curated record. Gene Ontology annotation, biological process: mitochondrial electron transport, NADH to ubiquinone. Gene Ontology annotation, cellular component: mitochondrion.
GAGAUGUCCAAGGACCUGUUGCCCGGGCCGUAUCCCCGGACGCCGGAGGAGCGGGCAGCUGCCGCGAAGAAGUACAACAUGCGGGUGGAAGACUAUGAACCCUACCCCGAUGAAGGCUUUGGGUAUGGUGACUAUCCAAAGCUCCCUGAUAAGUCUUUUCAUGAGAGAGACCCCUGGUACCAGUGGGACCAGCCAGACAUGAGACAUAACUGGGGAGAGCCGAUGCACUGGGACUUCGACAUGUAUAUUCGGAACCGUGUUGAUACAAGCCCCACUCCAGUUCCCUGGCACACCAUGCGCAAUCACUUCCUUAUCUUUUUGGGCACCAUGCUGAUCAUGUUUGGUCUUGGAGGAAUGUAUCCGUUUUACAGGCCUGUGGGACCGAAGCAAUAUCCCUUCAAUGACCUGUAUCUGGAGAGAGGAGGAGACCCCAAUAAAGAGCCACCAGUGGUGACACACUAUGAAAUCUGAAAGUCGUUGGAAGUGCUGUGUUUCUCUUGCAUCAGCUCCACUGGGGAUGGCAACUUGUCUAGUGUUCACUGUGGCAAAUGUUAAUGCUUGUUCAACAUUCAACCACUAACUGCAGUGAAAUACAUUGAUAAUACCUA